CUUUUCAGUCUUAAUUUCGCCAGCAUUGUGUUCGCACGACUGUAAAUCGCGCGGUUAGGCUUAUUUUUUCAUACUUUUUUAAUUAUUUUUUUUUUCGUCAUUUUCAUUUUUAUUUAAAAAUAGUAGAAAAAAAAACAGUCACAAUUAAAAGGAAUAGAAAAACAAGUUUAGACACAGUGAGAAGUUAUAGGAUGGUGACAAUAGCAAGCGGCUAUUUUAAAAAUAAAUAAGAAAAACCUUGGUUUUAGUGAAGUCAUUUGACUAAUUGUCUCGAAUUCUUUCUGUGUGCUUUCCUCUCGCCGAUUCUCGCAUAAAAAUAAUUUUUAAGACAUAAACAUAAAUCAUUUGCAAAGAGUUUCCAAGCGAUAACUCUUGUCAUCAGACUACAGCACUCGCAAGAACGCAAAUUUCAUUCGCACCUUCAUCAUUUCUCAUCAAACAAAAAUGCCAAACAGCAACAAAAAGAGCAAGAAACAUAAGCGCAAAAAUCAUUGUGAUAAGAAUAAUGACAGUACAGGCAAUUUAGCAGAUUUAUCAAGCAAUGAAGACGAUAUUAAUAUAAUGAAUGAAGAUUUUGAGAAGCUACAAGUGGAUAAACCGUAUCAAGUUAAAUAUUCUGAGAUUUAUGGGAGAUAUUUAGUGGCAUCAAGAGAUUUAAAGAAAGGAGAGAAAUUAAUUGAAACUGAUGCUUUAGUGAUUGGUCCAUGUGCUGAGAGCUUACCAUUAUGCUUAGGCUGUUAUGUCGACCUUAUCAACGUGCCAAGAAAAUACUAUUGUCCAGAUUGCGGAUGGAUAUUAUGUCAGAAAAAUUGUCCGGGAUAUCACACGCCACAUGGUCAUAGCGAGUGGGAGUGUCAAUCAUUUAAAGAACACAAUUUGGCAUCAUUUCUACUAAAAUGUGAUGAAAAAGACAUUAGAUUUAUAUUUGAGGCAAUUUUAAGCUUAAGAUGUUUAUUAAUGAGGCAAGCUGAACAUGAUAAAUGGAUAAAAAUUAGUGAAAUGGAAUCGCAUAAUAAAAUCCGUCGGAAUAUUCCGACACUUUGGGAUCGAAAUCAGGAGCUAAUCGUUGAUCGAAUAAGAUAUCAGUGGGGAUAUAAAGAAUUCUCUGAAGAUGAAAUUCACACAAUUUGUGGAAUCCUAGAAGUAAAUAGCUUUGAAGUUGGUACAAAUGGAUGUCGUGCUCGUGCAUUGUUCCCGGAAGCUUAUCUCAUAUGUCACGAUUGUCAGCCUAAUACAACACAUACAGAUGAUACUCUAACUCAUAAAUUACAUUUACGUACGACGAUACCACUCAAGAAAGGCUCCACAAUCACUUUAUCGUACUCAUAUACACUUCAAGGAACAUUAAAACGUAGAGAUCAUUUACAUGAAAGCAAGUUCUUUUGGUGUACAUGCAAUCGAUGCAAAGAUCCAACGGAAUUGGGGACACAUGCAAGCACUCUUCUAUGUCCGAAAUGCACUAAUGGAUUUAUUCUGUCAACAGAUUCAUUAAAUCAGGAUGCAGAUUGGAAAUGUAAAAAAUGUUGCUAUGCUGUAAGCGGAAAGUCAAUUUUAAUUUUAUUGGAUCGACUCUUUGAUGAGCUUGAAGUCCUUGAUCCAAAUAGCAUAAAAGACUAUGAAGAAUAUUUAAAACGUUAUGCAAACGUCCUGCAUCAGAAUCAUUAUCUCAUGCUAUCGGCGAAGCAUUCUCUCUGUCAAUUAAUUGGACGCUCCGAUGGUUUUCUCAUUAAUGAACUCAAUUUGAGUCAAUUACAGCGGAAGGAACAAUAUUGUCGUGAUUUGCUCGCUGUCGUUAAUGUUUUUGAACCUGGUAUGAGUCGAUUGCGUGGAAUAAUUUGUUACGAGAUGCAUGCAGCGAUGAUGAUGAUAAUUACGAGAGAAUUUGAGAAUAGAACAAUUAAUAGCAAUCAAUUGAGGAGUCGAUUGAAGGAGAUCGUCAAAUUACUCCACGAAUCAAAUGACAUUUUAAAGAUUGAACCGAUUGGCUCACCAGAAUAUUCCAUGUCAUUAGCCGCACAAGAUGCUCUAAAGAAGAUGGGAAAUAUUUAAAUGACAUAAUAUGUAUGACGACGAUGAUAACUUUAUAGCUUGUUCCUCCUUCUCUUCUCUCCAUUUUCAUUCUCACCGUCACCACCAGCUUUAUUACAUGAAUGCUGACAAAGGAUAGGAGUGGGGGAAGUCACGCUGUGUUUGAUGACAUACAAUUAAAAAUACGAUGAAAGAUUAUACAAGAAAUAAAAUAAAAUAAGAUAUUUUUUCUCGCCUGAAGCUAGCGUUUCUUUUUUAAUGAUUUGAAAAAAAACUUAUAUGAUUUUUUAAAAGGAAUUUAAAGAAAUAUUUUGCGAAUCAUCUUAAUUGAUGUCAAGUGG
Chironomus riparius is the source of this 2369-nucleotide messenger RNA. The record is from the annotation of a GenBank genome assembly. NCBI's taxonomy places the organism in Eukaryota, Metazoa, Arthropoda, Insecta, Diptera, Chironomidae.